AUGGCUAUGUACCGAGAAGCUUGUGUGGACAUGGACAAUCCCCAUCAAGAUGUGCAAGGUGAUGCUCUGCGGGAAGAGACGCGGAAGCUUCAAAGGUAUAUGGAGGAGCAAUUCGCACAGCAGGGGAAGAUCCUACAAGAGUUGAGGACUCAACUGCGAUUCAUGGUGCGCGACGAGGCGGCCUCAAGGCUCUCGGCGUUUCCAGAGAUGGUCGAGGUCGCUGGCGACUUGGAUGACUUGGCUCCCCUUGGAGUUUCCAAAGAUUCGGAUGAGACUCGUCAAGAGCAAGAUGUUGGUCACAAUGAGGAGGAGCCACCAGCCUGGGAUCCCUGCUGGGAUCCUGAGAUGCGGGAAAAGCUGAAGGAACAUCAACGCCAGGCAGCACGGACUGCGAGAUUGACCCCCCAACUCUCGCAUAAUGAGCUUCAAGUCGGGCACGGUGAGUGGCUUGUCAGGAGAUAUGCGUUUCAUUUGGCAUCUUCAGCGACUUUCCAAGCGUCCAUCAUGCUGCUGAUCCUGUUGAAUUUGAUCAUGCUGGGGAUCGAAGUUGAUGUUUCCUCAUCAUUGAAGCCCGACGAAGAGGAUCCAGUGGUCUUCCAGGUGCUGAAUAUCGUCAUUGUCAUUGUUUUCAUCUUUGACUCUCGGCACAGGAAAUUGCGGUCAAGAUGGCCGGAUUCGGCUGCGCCCACUUUUUCUUUGGUCCUGAGAGGUGGUGGAAUUCGACUUGUGGCCGGCUGGACUAAGGAACAUUUUGACCGCAUUGAGCAGAUGUGUGCUCAAAUUGUGGCUGAAGCCAAGCCCCAGAAUUUUUUCUCUAACAGAAUUGCGCCUGACAGCAAGCGUAAACUCAGUGAACGCAUCAAAAAGAACAAUGCGACUUGGCGCAAGGAAAAUGGGCUCCCUGACGACUCUUCCGGCACGGGAGGUCUGUGUAAUGGUAAGGUUGCACCUAUGCGCCUUGCUAAGCGCACUGGGGUCAAACGCAGACGAUACAAACAAGCCACUGAAUGGCUCAGGGAUUUAACCAAGGACGGAGACGUUGAGAGCAACCCGGGACCUACCCGCCGUCGGCGAGUGCAGACUUCUUUUCCUCAUUUAAAAGUUUGGCAGUGCAAUUUGAAUGGGUUCGGCCCCCGCGGCUGGGAAUUCGUUGCGCAAGCGGAAAAAGACCAAGUUGAUAUCCUUCUCAUUCAGGAAAUGCGGCUCAAGGAAGUCGACCUCAAAGGCAUGACCCAUUCGUUGACCGGCUGGUCGCUGUUUUAUUGCACUGAGGCUCAGGAACGCACUGUCCCCCAUGGCGGGGUGGCCGUGCUUACCAAGGUCACACUGCCCGCUGUGCGGGCUGCUGCUCACAGUGAUGUGGCCGGCCAGUGGAUCCGGGUCACUCUUCCUGGGCUUCAGAUUUACAGUGUUUAUCAGCGGCCGGGCACUAGUUCGGACGAAAGGGAUUCUUUUCAUCAAAGCAUUUCUCAAGAUUUCAUGGGAUUAGGCCCUUCUCCCUGUCUUGUGGCUGGCGAUUGGAACCAUGACCCUGUUACUUCUCCUCUUCGCCUCUUCCUUCACGAUGCCUGUGUGUGUUUUCCCUCAUUUGCUCCUGAUCCUGAAGAUCCUGACGCAGUCAUGCCUGCGCCCACUCGGUGGGAUGGUCAGGCUUGCAUUGACUGGGGGAUCUGCAGAAAGGUCACUUGCGAUGUUGAAAUGCUGCUGGAUCGAUGGGCCGACCAUCGAGUUCUGGCCUGGACCCUUUAUGAUGUCGGAAUCUCAGCUGUUAAGCAACUCAGGUUGACUCCUCGUCCGAACCUUUGCAAACCUGAUGUCCUGUCUGAAGCAACGUGGCAAGCUCAGCUCACUGAAAGUUUCUUGGCUCGACAGUAUCAACUUUCUGAAGCUCCGAGCUGGGAGCAGCUUUGCUGCUUCACUGAAACUGUGGUUCAAGAGGCGCUUCUCGCUCAAGGGGUUGCGCGACGUCAGCCUACAAACUCCCACAAAGGACACCCUGCCAAAACCGAGCAAGUUGUCAAACAUCACAGAACCCUUACUACUGGUGAGAGCACCAUCAAACUGACCAGACUCCGGCGGUUUUGGCGUCGGGCUCAAGCUUGGCACACCCAAGGUUUCCGUGACAAUCGCCUUCGCGAUGCCUUGCUUCGCGAAGCCGCCCAUUUCCGUUGUCCAUUUCAUCCUCUUAGCAUCGCUUGCUCUUCGGAUUUUCUGCAAUGGCUGGCUGAUGAGAUCGAAGCUGACACCCAGAACUGCGUGAAACAGCGCCUGCAAGCCUGGCGCCGUAAGAUGCAGCAAGAUGCGGCCCCUUGGAAAUGGCUCUCGCGAUACAAGAUUUCCAACAAAGUGUCUUUCCUGGCCGACUCUGCUGGCUGUCCCCUUGCCGGACAAACCAUGUUCGACGAAAUCGAAAAUACCUGGCGGCAAUACUGGCCUCAAAACCCUAGGCAGGAGGAGCUGGACAACAUGGCCCGGCUGCACGACACCGCACCUUGGCCUAACGGCCCUGCUGCUCCCGAUUUGCCUCCCCUGCGAGGAAUCCAAUUCCGGGCCAAAGCUCGGGACGCCGUCAAAAAGGGCCUCCUUCAGCUUUUCGCCAACUUCUUCAACCAACUUGAAAGCGGUUCCCAGUCUUGGCCUACGGCUUUACUGCAAUGGCGGCAGGUUUGCAUUCCAAAGCCUUCUGGUACCGGGUUGCGACCCCUGAGCAUUGGUUCUGUGUGGUAUCGUAUGUGGAGCAGCAUUCGUAUCAAGCAGAUGUCCCAGUGGAUUGUCGAUCGUGUUGGUCCUCAUUUCCAUGGUGGUGUCAAACAGCGCGGCACCGUCAGUGCCCUCCUCAAACCUCUUUGUCUCUUGCAGAAGACCCAGAAUGAUGAUUCUCAGCCAGGCCGGCACCGCCGCCUUGCUGCCCGCCGGCGCCUGCUGCGAUGGAUUGGUGCUGCUGAUUUGUCCAAGGCCUUUGACCGGCUUCAUGGGGCUCUCGCUGGUCCUGCGCUGAAGCGCAUGGGGCUCCCCGCUGCUUUGGUGGAUGCUUGGACCGCUGCUUGGAUUCAUCAGAUGCGAUUCCUUCAAUUCGGUUCCCAGACCAGCAAAGGUGCUGUCAGAAACAUCAGCUGCCUCCCUCAAGGGGAUCCUUGUUCCCCUCUUGCCCUCUUGGGGGUCCUGGCUGAAGCUCUGUGGCGGCUGCAGAAGAAGCAUCCGGAGCGUACUCAUGGGCCUACUGUGUGGCGCAUCUACAUUGAUGACCGCUCUUGGUUUUGCGCUCGCAUGAAAACCUGCCUUAGCAUUGGCAAGGGUUGGAUUGAGGAGAUGAAGCUCCUCCACAUGGAUGAAAAUGCCUCCAAGGCUGACUAUGCUGUCGUGGGCCCUGCUGCCCUGGGCAAGAAGAUGUGCGAAGAGCUGCGGCGGCAGGGCAUGCCGGGCGAAGUUCGCACCCGUCCCAAACUGCUCGGCACCAGGAUCGAAACCAAGAGAACUUUCUCCAAAGCUCAAGAAGAAGAAGUGGUGCGAUUGCAGCGCGCGACCGCCAUCGCCAACAACAUUGCUUCCAUUCCCGGCAGUGUUCACUUGAAGACUACCUGGCUGCAGGGUGCUGCUGUUUCUCUGGCUAGCGUGGCCGUGGUUUCUCGCCUCCCUGCUCUUCGAGACCUGACCUCUGCUCAUCGGGCUAUCUCUCGCGCUUUGGCUUCUUCUGGCCACAGCAUGAUGGGUCCUUUGUUCACCCUUUUCCAUGGUCACAAAGUCAACUUGCGCUACCAAGUUGGCAACUACAUGGCUGAGGUGGUCCUGAAGUCUCACACGGAUCCUGAUGUUCGCAAAGCCUGGAACGCUGCCCUUACUCGCAGCAACGGUCCUGUGCAACUCUUGCGCAGAUGGAUGAAACGUCAGAAAUGGCAUGAACUUGGCCCCUGGAAGUGGUGGCACCCUGAGGCUCAAUGGGGGCUCUGCCGCCCUUCUGCUGCUCGCAGCUUCCCGGCCACUUGUGUUGGCCGCACGCUGCUCUUUGAUGACAACCACGAGGAGCUUCGACAUGUUCUCAGAGAUGCUUGGCGUGCUACACUCUGGGAACGAUGGAAGAAGUCUGCUCCCUACAAAUCCAGAUCUUAUCACUCUAUGCUUUGGCGUGAUGUUGCCGAUCGUUUCAAUUUGGCGCGAACCAUGCUUGCUCAUUUGCCUGCUCAUCUUCUUGCUCAUGCUUGGGCGGUCGUCUGCGGACAUGUGGUGAGUCAAGCUCAAUACCACGGCGACCCCACUCGUGAUCGAUCUGACCGUGACCGUAUUUGCUGGUUCUGUCAAAAAGAAACCAUUCCGACAUUUCUCCAUGCCAUGUGGGAGUGUGAUGCACCGCAGUUUGCGGAAAGACCUGUGUUGCCGACUUGCAGUUUUUCUGCCCCGGCGAGCGAUGCGCCGGCGCUGAGUUCUGCCCCGGCGAGCUGUGAGCACUAUGACCUGCUGCAGCUCUUCAACGAGACAACAACAACAGAGGUGGUGGAAUUGCUGCUAUACACUCACCUCCGCGUGGUGGCAGCGGGCUGGCUCGGCCCCCUAAUUCAUGACACGUUCGGUUUGUCGCUGCAAUGGUCUGAUGGCGGCAAUGCGAGCGCUCUUGCAGUGCGCGCUGGUGCAUCUACGAUGCAGCACGCAUCGCAUGUCAAGAGCGCGGCUCAAACACCGCCGCAUUGCACUGAGACUCAGGAGCCGUUGGUUCAGAGUGCAUCGGCGUCGUGA
This is a messenger RNA of Cladocopium goreaui, 4728 nucleotides long. The record is from the annotation of a GenBank genome assembly. NCBI's taxonomy places the organism in Eukaryota, Dinophyceae, Suessiales, Symbiodiniaceae.